GGGGUGAGUAUGAAUAGCUGCUGCGCUCGCCCGCGCCCGCACCGCUCCUGCCGUCGUCCUCGGGCUCCCCGAUGCUGAGCAUGGAGGGCUUGGUGGGGGCCAGGCUGCUGGGCGAGGAGUCGCUGCAGAUGUGGGACCUCAACAAGCGCCUGGAGGCCUACCUGGCCCGCGUGAAGUUCCUGGAGGAGGAGAACGAGGGGCUGCGAGCCGAGAUCCGCGGCGCCAAGAGCGGCCCCGCCGCGGAGCCGUGGAGGGCCAAGUACGAGGAGGAGCUGCGAGCCCUGCGGGCAGCGCUGGAGCGCGCCUUCAGGGAGAAGUGCUCGGCCGAGCUGGCCAGGGACAACCUCUACGAGGAGGUGCAGCACGUGAAGAGCAGGUGCCAGAAGGAGCAGGCGGCGCGGGAGGAAGCCAAGAGGCAGCUGGCGGCCGGCAAGAAGGAGCUGGAGGAGGAGAGGAGGGCGCAGAUCUGGCUGAAGGAGCGAGCCGUGCAGCUGGAGAAGGAGGUGGGAGCCCUGCUGGAGGUGCACGAGGAGGAGAAAGCGGGGCUGGACCGGGAGCUCGCCAGCUUCUCGCUGAGCCUGGAGAGCCUGCGCUGCGUGCCGGCGGCUUUCCAGCCGCUGGAGGUGGAGGAUUACUCCAGGAGGCUCGCGGAGAUCUGGAGAGGGGCGGUGGAGACCUACAAGGCAGAGGUGGCGCAGCUGGAGGGCUCGCUCGGCCAGGCCAAGGAGAGCCUCUGGAAGGCGGCGGAGGACAACCAGCAGAGCCAGCUGCAGCUGCAGCACCUGGACAAGGAGCUGGCGGCGCUGAGAGCGCGCAAGGAGCUGCUGGAGGACAACCUGGCCCGGCAGUGGCAGGAGCAGCGCGGGGAGGCUGAGAAGUUCCAGCUGGCCAUCGAGGCCCUGGAGCAGGAGAAGCAGAGCCUGCGGGCGCAGAUCGCCCAGGUCCUGGAGGACAGGCAGCAGCUGAUGCACCUCAAGAUGUCCCUCAGCCUGGAAGUGGCGACCUACAGGACGCUGCUGGAAGCGGAGAGCACCCGGCUGCAGAUGGCCCCCGGGGAGUUCAAGCUGGCCAACGGCUUGCGAGAUGUCAAGCUGGAGGCGAGCAGCAGCAAGCACCGCGCCGGCCCCGCCGCCUUCCCUUGGCCGGAGGGGACAGCGCAGCCACCCAGGGCCCCAGGGGACGACCUCAAGGCUCCGACCCCCAAAACCAAGAGCCCCGGCGCCAGGGAGUUCCAAAAAAUCAGCUCGGUCCUGCAGGCACCGAGGGCCAGGGAGCCGGCUGCCCCUACCCACGCCGCCCCGCUGUUCUCCCCGGGGAGCCCGGGGGCAGAGGGUCCUGCCCGGCCGGGGGGGGACGCGGGGGAGAGGAGCCCGGAGGAGCCCCCCGAAGGCCCCGAGGAGCCCCCCGGGACGCCGCCCGCCCAGGGCCAGCUGUACCCCGAGCAGCUGGUGAGCCACGUGCUGCAGGACGCGCUCAAGGAGAUGCAGGACGAUGCCCAGCCCAAAGAGGAGCCCGCGCUCAGCGCCGCCUGCGCCCCCCGGGACGCCCGCUCCCCCGGCCCCUCUCCGCCCGUGGAGGCUUGCGAGGCCGAGGAGGCCGGGGACGAGGGGGGAGAGCCGGCCCUGAGCGUUGGGGUCCCCGAAAUGGAGGAGGAGGAAGCCGGAGGAGGCGUCCCCGAGGGGCUGGGAGGCGAGAGCAGCGCUCAGCAGGACGGCACCGGUCCCCGCGGCGCUGCGCCCGCGUCCCCCAGCGACACGGAGAGCCAGGAGGAGACGGGACCCUGGGAGGAGGAGGAGGAGGAGGAGGAGGAAGGGAGCAAGGAGGAGGAGAUACCGAGCCCACCGAGCCCAGAACAGAGCGGGGGGCUGCGGGGAGCGCCCCGGGAAGGGGACGUGAGCGGUCCCAUCCAGGCAGGGACCGGCGAGGAGGAGCCGGAGCCGGGGGAGGACGACGUGGAGGCCACCAGCACGGAGGCGCUGCACCUCUCGGAGGACGAGGAGCCGAGGCGAGCCUGGAGCCCCUCCAGGGAGGACGAGGAGCUCCCGGAGCAAGAGAGGGAGAGGCGAGAGGAGGAGUGCCCGCAGGGGGAGAUCGAAGCCGCUUGCGCGCUCCCGGUGGGAAGCCGCCCGGUUCUCCCCUCGGAAAGCAGCCUGGAGGAGGAGGACUUGGUUGGGGGAGAGCAGGAGGAGUUUGGGCACCAGGAGAUGCCCCCCGGGGGGGCGGCUGCGGCUGCAGGAGGGGAAAGGGAGCAGGAGACGUGCCCAGAGCUGGAGUCCCCCAGCAGCCGGGAGGCCGGGCCGGCAGAAGAAGACUCGCUGGGGGCUGAAGGAGGGGAGACCGCAGACAGAGCAGGGGAUGGCGAGGAAGAAGAGGGAGAGGAAGGAGAGGAGGCGAUGGGGGGAGAGCACCCCCGGGCAGGGGAGGCCUGGGGGGACGAGGAGCUGAGGCAGGAGAGCGGUGGCUUGGAGGAGCCGGAGGAGCUGCAGGAGGACGGGCUGGAGCAGGACACGGAGCUGCAGCCGGGAGAGGACGCCUGGGGCACGGGGGAUGAGGACAACGGCCGAGAGCAUCGAGCAGAGGAUUGGGAAGGGGCAGCGGGGGACGUGGAGGGGACAGGAGGGGACGCCAACGUCACACCCGAAGAGCCAGCCCGGGCGGACGACAACCCGCCAAGCACGGGGGCACCAGAAAGCCAGGAGGGAGCCGGCGGCACGCCGCCCGCGGAGUUGAAGGAGGCGCAGGAGGAGGAUGAGGAAGCUGCUGGGAGCGAGGUGCUGAGCCAGCAGCAGGCACCAACACAAGGCGAAGAGGAGCAGGAGGCUGAGCCGGCCCCGGGGCUGGAGGAGGCUGAGCAGGGGGGCACCACGGAGGCACCCGGGGACGCCCACGACCCGUCCGAGGCGCUGGAGGAGGUGUGGGAGGCACAGGGCGCCGCAGGCGAGCUCGGCUCGGAGCCAGCGGAGCUGGAGAGCGGCAACACCGACCCCGCAGAACCUCAGCAGGAUCCGGGCAGUGGCGUGGGGAGCGCUGAGCCCACGGAAGAGGACGCUCAGCGGUCAGGGACGGGCAGGAUUGAGCUGGAGGACACCCUGCCCGACAGCACGCCGCUGAGCGCGUACCAAGGGGAGAUGCUGGCUGCAGCCAGCCCAAACCCCGUGGCCAGCGAGGAGGCCACAGAGACAGCGCCCGGAGCUGAAACGGAGCUGGAGGAUGACGAGCAGCUGGGAGGGAGCCACGAGGCAGCAGCUGCCUCGGUGCCAGAGAGCCACAAAGAGGAGUCGGAGACGGAGCUGGCCCCUGCGACGGAGUGUGCCGAGGAAGAGGAAGGGUAUUUCAUGGUUUCUGCUCCCAGCCAAGAGGCGUCCAGCUGGGAGGAAGCUGAGAUCUCGGAGGACUUUGAAGAAAUUAAAGUUGAAGCGGCUGAAGCCGGCCAGGAAGAACUCAAAGCUCCUGGAGACGCAUCUCCGGAGCCAGAGGCCGAAGAGCACUUGGAGGCUUUUGGGGGUGAAGAUGAAGAUGUGAAGAUGCCCCCAGAAGAACAGGAGAUGCCGAAGGAUGAGGACGAGGAUGAUGCUGGGGGCUUUGCCGCCGAGCUGGAGGAAGGCUCGGCCGUGCCAGCGGCACAGCCCAGCUCCCCCGCGGCCGAGGGGCCGUCUGUGGGGCACGCCGACGAGGCACCCCAGGGUGACGAGGGACGGGGGCACUCCGAGGGCUCCGCCGCCGAGCCAGAGGAGGAGCUCGAUGGCACGGGCGAGCAGGAGCACGGGGCCAGCGGAGAAGAUGUUGCAGUCCCAGGCUGCGAUGCCCCGGGGCCGCAGAGACCGGCGGAGACCCCCCCGGGGCAGGAGGACGAGCGCAUCCCCCCGGCAGAGCUCCAGCCACCGGCGGCUCCGGUGUCUCCACUGCCCGAAAAAGCGGAGCAGGCACCAGCCAAGCAGCUGCCCCUGGAGGAGGACGCGCAGGAUGGUGAUGGCCCCCCGGACAAGGGGCCCUCCGACGCCGAGCCACCUUCCCCAGGCUCCCCGCUGGAGCAGGGAGGUUUUGUGGAGGCCGAGGACAGCCCCGAGGCGCCCGCUCUCCCCGCACAGCUGCCGGCGGACGUCCUGCAGGACUCGGAUAUCCUGGAGAUAGUGGAGCAAGCCCUGGAGCUCAACCAGGAGCUGGUGCUGGGGGCCAGGCUGGCGGCGGGCGGGCAAGGGGCUGGCGGCAGCGCCGAGCCCCCCCAGGAAGACGAGGGGGGCUCCUCAUCCAGCGAGGAGCAGCCGACGGUGCAGGAGGCGCCGGCGGAGCCGUGCCGCGCCGAGGGCGGCGAGCUGAACGGGCUGCACCGCCAGGCCAGCCUGGAGGACCUGGCCGAAUUCGCCGAGGAGGGGCUCAACGGCAUCGCCCCCCCCGGCGAAGCCCCCGCCGCCAAGCCCGCCGAUGCCCCCCAAAGCCUCCCCCUGCCCGGCAAGCACGGCGGGGCCGACGCCGUCCCCGCGCUGUCCCCCACGGGGGACCAGGUCCCGCGCCUGGAGCCAGAGCCCUGGGCCUCGGGGGACGAGUGAGGGCGGCCAGCCCCCCCCCCCCCCCCGCAGCCCCGCUCCCUCUCGACAAUCGGACGCCUCCCGUAGCCCCCACCCGCGUAGCAUGCCCGUUUCCUUGUGGUUUUUAACACUUUUCGUGUGGAUUUUGCCUCCUUAAGCGGAUGCCCGGCAGAAGGUCGCGUCCCGAGAGCGGAGAAGAACCGGGCUCACCCCGUGCCCCCCGAACCCCACGGCCCCGCUGGGCUCAGCCUCGUUUCGUGCCCCCCCAGGUGCGCUCUCCACCGCAGUAUUUAAUUUAAA
Molecule: messenger RNA, 4826 nt
Organism: Cygnus atratus (black swan)
Lineage: Eukaryota; Metazoa; Chordata; Aves; Anseriformes; Anatidae
Gene: NES
Product: nestin
Biological process (GO): positive regulation of intermediate filament depolymerization
Cellular component (GO): intermediate filament
Molecular function (GO): intermediate filament binding; CCR5 chemokine receptor binding
Source: RefSeq, a predicted model, not a curated record